Messenger RNA from Rotaria socialis, 2805 nucleotides. NCBI's taxonomy places the organism in Eukaryota, Metazoa, Rotifera, Eurotatoria, Philodinida, Philodinidae. The record is from the annotation of a GenBank genome assembly.
AUGGGUAAAAAGAAGCCGCGUUUGUCGCUUUUUUCAACAUUCGUCGAACAAAUAAACGAACAUGAAUCCAAAAUAUCAUCAAACGACUGUCAUCUUAUUGACAAUGAAUAUUUUGCUGCGUUUAAUACACUGGAUGAUAUUCAACAAUUUCAUAGUAAAAUAACUAAAAAACAACAAGAACAAUCGAGUAAUAUUGAUGAAGAUGCUGAUCCUCCGACCGAAGACGAUCCUAAUGACAUGGAUAUGAAAUCAUUUGCUCAACAAUAUCUUAUUGACUUACCUGAACAUAUGACAAAAGUAACUGAAAAUCAUACUGUAGCUUCUACGCCUACGAAAGAUCUAUUCAAUGCAAGAGAAUCGAUUAAUUGGUCACCAAAAGUCAAAGUUAACAAUAGCGUAACUCAAUCACCAGAUAGUAAAAAACGAAAAGCAACAACACCCGUUAAACGAAAUAUGGAAACAGCUAAUAAAAGAAUACGAAGAAAUAUACAAGAUUUACCUCAAUCAAAUCAAUUUGUUUAUAUGUCUGAUAAUGAUAAUCAAAAUGAUUUGAAUUCAUCGGAUAAUAUAUUUCAAUGUUUACUAAAUGAAACAUCUUCAAAUGAAAUUUCUGUUGAAAACAUGAAUUCAAUUCUUUCGACGUUAAAUAAGAGAAAACCCGUGAAUGAAUCUACCAUAUCCAUCGAAUUGGCUGAACCAUCAAUGAUUAAAAAUGAACCUGUAGAAUCAGGCGAAUUAGUCGUAGAAACAAAAGAAGAACCAAUUGAAUUAAAUAUAGUUUCUGAAGCAUCAAUGGGUUUUGGUACUUCGCAUUACUCCGGUGAUUUAGAUCGCUAUGUUCAAAAUAUUCAUCUUCUACAUCAACCUUCAAAUCCUGAACCAUUAGAUUCUACGAUAUCUUCACGUCCAAAACGCAUUCGUAAACGAAAAAAACUCUACAUUGAAGAAAGUGAAAUAAUUACACGACCGAAAAAAGUUAAAAUACCUAUUCAUAAAAAGCGUUCAGCACCUCCGCUAUCUCAAGUUCCAUCAACACUUCUUCUGACGGAUGCCGAAAUCGAACAACAAUUUGGCGAACGUUUACCAACUGUUAAAUCCGAACAAGACGAUGAUACACAACAGAUUGUUAACAGUCAAAUUGUUAUUGAAUAUGAACCGGUUUCCAAUCCAAAUCUGACACCGCUAGAAAAAGCACGAGCAAAACUAUUAACUGCUUUAGGACGUGGCCAUGGUCCAGAUACGUAUUCACUUAAAAUUCGUUCUCGUGAACAUCAAAUUAUCGAAGUACAACUAGCCAUUUAUAGUACAGCUGAUUGGCAUCCACAUCGUACUAAAGUCUUAGCAAAAAUCGAAGAGGCACUCCGUGGCCUUCGUGUAAGUUGGACAAAAAUCGAUAUUCAUGUUGAUAAUUUCGAUAUUGAAAUUUCAACAUCAUCACAAUUAUCAAAAGUACCUCCACCAACAAAUACGAAUUCAUCCUGGUUUUUGAAAGCUCUCAGUGAAUCAGGACCAGUCAUAGUUCAUAUUCAUGAUCGCCGACAUCCUCAACAACGUUUUCUAAUUAAAUGUUCUUGUUCAGAAUGUUCACCAAUAUCUGUACAAGAUUCUCUCGACUCAUCAUUACCGGUUAUUGUCAAUGUUUCUCCUGCGAAAACACCACCUCGUCGAUUAAUGACUCCAACAAUUUUAAAUAAAACUCCACAAAAAAAUGUAUCUCUAUUGCAGAAUAUUGAUACGAGUUUCUUCAACGAACUUAUUCAUCAAUGGGGACGAACUACAGUCGUAUCUGUAACACAGUGUGUGCUCGAUCUUUCAUUAAUUGCUAGUGUUCAUGCGUCUAUACCAAGUCUUUGUGUAUCACCAAAUUAUUCCAAAGAAGAAUAUAAGAAAAAAUAUCAACAAAUUAUUGAUCCACUCCAAUGUACGUUAAAUGAAAAAGAAAACAAACUAUUAUCAAAACCAGCAACGAUUCCACGAAUUGUUUCAGUCAAUCCUAUGAAUAAUAAACAAUCGAUUGUUUUUUCGAAACCACCAGAUAUAUUAAAUUUUUACAAUGCAAUCAAACAAAAUAAAACCAACAUACGAAAUGCGACAGAAAUGAGAGAUUUAAUUGAAAAAUCAUUUUCUACAACUGUAACAUCUCCUCCGUCGCCAUCUGUUACUAUUCAAUGCAAUGCGACCAAAGGUAGAACACUCAUUCUUCCAAAACCAACAUCAUCUCUAUCAAAUAAUCCAACAACAAUGACUUUAGUUGAGUUUAAAAGGAUUCAUGAACAAAAUCGUCGCCCAUCUCAAAUACAUCGUCACGAUAAAAAUAUUCGAACUUAUUCGGAUAGCAAUGAAACAAAACAGCAAGCUAAUUGUACAUCAUUUAUUGAAUUGAAACCUAUUCUGGGUGGAUCAUUGUCUGGAACAAAACCAAAUAAUGAAUUGAAAAAAGUGAUCACAAUCAAUGGAUUAAAUGAAACGCAACGUGCUAAUCGUGAAAUGACUUCACCAUCAACAAAAAAUGCUCGUGUAAUUCGUCUUUCAAUUGCUAAAUCCGGGUCAUCAACAUUUGAUCAACAGACCGAUUCAACGUCACCGUCUACGAUUCGAUUAUUAGCAUCACCAAAAAGUGAUUCUGAUACGAGCCCUUCACAUUCCAACGCAAUCUCCGAUAAAGGUGAACCAGUACCACUUGUACCUAAACAGAUUAAUAUCAUUAAACCAUUAUCAUCCUCAUCGUCGUCGAUUACACCAGCUAUAAAACUUUCGAAUCCGAUUCUUAUUUCUCAUAAAUCUCAACAAUCGUCAACAAAAUGA